CGUAACGGACUUAGCCCCUUUUCAACACCCAAUUACCCAUUAAGAAAGGGUAAGUAUGAGAGUUGCAGUUAUUGGAUACGAGCGCCUAUCGAUCAUACGGUUGAAGUAACAUUUGAUGACUUCAGUUUUGGGCAACCAUUUACUGGUGAAGAGAAACACGGCAUCAGUGGCUUGUGUUUGGAUGAAAGCGUCGAAAUCAGGAAUUUGGACGAUAUUUACAAUGGAAACAUAUAUUGUGGCGAACAGAUUGAACCGCAAACUGUUAUGACAUCGACUCAAAGAGAUUUUAUAAUUAUUAUUAUAGCCGACGACCAAAUGCGUGGACGCGGUCUCAAAGCUAACGUUAAGUUCAUCGAAAAAGAGGAAACUAAACAAUUGGACUUGAUGAUAGGCUUAAAUAAUGGCCAAAAACUUAAACAAUUGGACAAAAGGAUUGUCACUUUAGGCCGAAGGAAACUUUCAAACAUGAUUAAGACUUCCUUCUCUUCCGAUCAGAAAAGUAGAGUCAAACUCAUGACAACAAUAUUCGUUGAGAUCAGCUUUUGGAAAUUUGAAAGCUAUUUGAAAGCGCACUCCCUCUGCACGCUAUCGGUGGGGGAGGGGUUGAGGCAAGUAUUGCUGCCAAAAUGCACACUGUUUUGCUCGGGGGCCCCGACCAAUCUCGGUAUUGUUAAUCGCAAGCGUCAGAUAUUCCUUGCCGUGAACCUUGGCCCAAUAAGUCAUCAUUUGUUCACUGAGUCUCCUUUCCUCUGGAGUAAACUGGAAGCGAGGGUUAAGGGGUUCGCCGAAAACAUAACUGAUUUCGUCUCCAUGUAUGGCACCCAUCCAUUUAGGCCAUGGACUUUGGGCCGUGCGGUGUGUGAAGUAAUACAUAUACACAUCAUUACCGGCGGCCGCGUAACGAGAGGCCAAUUCAUUGACAUGACAUGUGAAGUGAUAAUCGCCAACCAUUUUGUCGACAGCGUCCCUGAGUCGAGUCUUUUUAAAGUCUUUGUUAGCCAACGACACGUCUGGCGGCUCAUCGAGGAAAGUGCCGUCAAUGAUGGGCACGAAUGGGAACUCAACGACACCAAAAUUUCCCGAUUCAUUGCUGACCAGUUCCCAGGGAUCCGCUCCUCGCAGACACUCGACCACUGCGUCCUGAUUCUUGGGGUCGUGCGGACAGCCAACGGCCUCCGCGAGUCUCAGUCCUCUCAAUGUUAA
Medioppia subpectinata is the source of this 1203-nucleotide messenger RNA. NCBI's taxonomy places the organism in Eukaryota, Metazoa, Arthropoda, Arachnida, Sarcoptiformes, Oppiidae. The record is from the annotation of a GenBank genome assembly.